AUGGCGAAUUUCCUUUCGAACAAGUGGUACCAGUUGACAGUCGGGAACAGCGAGUCCCAGUCGAUGAAAUCCUCGGAAAUCCUCUUCGCAAAAAGUUGGACUAGCGGCUCGGUAUACUUCGACAGGGCCAACACGUCCUCGAGCCUGCAACAAUGGCAGAUCUUCCCCACGCCCGGAAACGCAUCCAUCUACGUUCUGCGCUCCAGAAGUAUAGGGCCCGAGGGUUACCUUUCUACCGCGGCGGGCACCACUAACGAGAAUGGUGAUAACGCGGGCAAUACUGUUCCGGUUAUGCAUAAAUACACCAUUCUUGACGAGUCUGUGUUCUGGAUCAUGGAUACCUGGGGCGACGGCACUUUUCACAUGAGCAACUUGAAGAAUAGCACUGAGUGGCAUUUGCAAAAGAAUCCUUGGGGUCUUGGGACUUCGAUGUCUAUGAGCUCGAACAUCACGGCUCCGCAGGAUGGCCAGAGGUUCAGGUUCAGGGAGCUUGCAGACAUCAACGAUGUGGCGUUUUCGACUAUCCAGAUUCCGCUCAGCACAGCAAUAGCAAAUGCCGCAACCUCCGCAACAUCUGCAACCGCCGUGAUAACCGCAACCGCCUCGAGCUCCACCUCCACAAGCACCUCUCCAGCAGCACCGCCCUCCUCCUCAGAAAGCUCAGGCCUCUCAUCCGGCGCCUCCGCAGCAAUUGGCGCAAGCAUAGGCGGCGUAGCACUCAUCGCCAUCGCCAUCGCCAUUUUCCUCUUGCUGCGACGCAGGCGGCGGAACGCCGUCAAUGUUCCUCAGUACCCCAGCCAACUUCCGCAUUCCCGCGUGGAGCUUGAAACUGCGCAGAGGGCAGAGCUUCCUGUACCACCAGCAGAACUUUAUACUGAUUCUACAGAGUACUCAAAUAAGUGGGGGGUCGGGGAGUUGCAGCCGAAGACGCCAGUUGAGCAUGGGCGGGAGUGGGAGGAUAGGGAAAUGGGGCGGGGAUAG
Coniosporium apollinis CBS 100218 is the source of this 981-nucleotide messenger RNA. RefSeq lists its product as uncharacterized. The transcript is spliced from 2 exons. The record is from RefSeq and is a predicted model, not a curated record. NCBI's taxonomy places the organism in Eukaryota, Fungi, Ascomycota, Dothideomycetes. The coding region runs from base 1 to 981 and encodes 326 amino acids.